Molecule: messenger RNA, 2932 nt
Organism: Ceraceosorus bombacis
Lineage: Eukaryota; Fungi; Basidiomycota; Exobasidiomycetes; Ceraceosorales; Ceraceosoraceae
Source: the annotation of a GenBank genome assembly
AUGGCAUUGGCUCCUCAUAUGGAGGUCAUCUCGGGUCUCUGUGCUGCGCACGGCCUGCAGCACGACUCGGGCGUCGACUUUGGGGGAAGCGGAGCGGAGAAAAGCUGGCAGGGUAGACCGCAGCAAGCGGUGCACGCUUCUGGAUCCUCUAGCGCGCCGCUCCUUUCGGACGGAAAGCCAAAGCUGAACAUUGCCUCAUCAUCCGCUUCUAGUGUGGCUGCCAGUCCACUCGUCAUGAGUCCUGCUCCCAGAAACGAUCAUGAUGACGAAGCGGAUGCGUGGGACGAGGUGGCUAGAACGCUCAAACCGAUCGGAGAUACGCUUAGAGGCGGUGAGUGGCGAGCGGUCCAGGUCGACCCAGUCUUGCUGCCAGGGUCAUCCUUUCUGAUGCGCGCGCACCCUCACAGACCGCUUGAGAACGCCUUUGGGCAGCUCAGACUUGCCCAGCAGUGUCGUGCAUAUUCUCCGCGUUGCCCGGCGCCAGUCUGUACUUGCGAAUGACAGAACAUCGGCUAGCGAAGCCGAUGCCGUCACGGAAUGUCUGCGGAUCGUCGCCAAUCUAUGCAUCGACCACGGUGAGCUGUACGCUGAGGAUGCUUCACUCUACGUCCGCAAAGCUCACUCCGCCCCCAUGUGCAGCCGACAAUCGCGCGCGCUUCUUGGAUGUUGGAGGAGUGCAAGCCGUCAUUUCGACUCUCGAUGGCAUUCUCUCCAGCCCCAUCCCCACCGACCCUUCCGCUUUGCAAUUCUCGCCCACUUCCCUCAAGCUCUUGCGGACAAGCGCAGGAGCGCUACUCAAUCUUGCGCUGGAGCAUCCGGGCGUGCACCAAGCACUGCGUUCCGAGCAUCACCUCUCUACAUUGGCCAAGCUCGCUUCUUGGCCUCGCCUCUACGUCCCAAGUGCUUGGUCAGCCGAGCGCGUCCACUUUGACAGAGCUGCGCGGAGUGCCGCAAGGGGGGAAGAGGACAUGCAGAGGAUCAGAGAUGCAGCUUCCACUGCUGGCUGGGGCUGGAGAGUCCUGUGCGACGUGUGUGCGGAUCAAGAGGAGCCCGGCGAAGCAGAGGAGGCAGACAAGGAUCAAAAAGAGGCGGAAGCGGAAUCAGAAGCGGACCACCCAGUAGAACUCCUCUGUCGAAGCGAAGGCUUCAAUGCCCUCUUCAGGCCCCUCGUUGCCAUGCUCGUGGCUCAACGGCCCUCGGCACAGGGCACGGUACUGCCUUGGACAGAUGACGACGUGUCCGAUCUAAUAUCGUCAGACUCUGACAUUCUUACGCUGGCUGCAGAGCUUUUGGAGACUGCAGGUCGACGAUCGAGCACCUUUAGGAGUCGCAGCAUGCACGCGAUCAACUUGGACGCCCACUCUGCCCGCCUACUCUCUGAUCUGCCAGCCUUGCCCACACCGCUGGCGUUGUUGAUGCAUUUUCUAGACGUGUCGACGUCUCCUCCAUCGUGGGAAGGUCAAGGUGUUCCAGCAGCGUCAGAUGCGGAAGCGCUCAGCGAAGCUAAAAAGACUUAUUCUCUGUCCAAGGCUAGCGUGGCUCGGGCCAUUGUGGCGAUCAGCGGCGAGGAUGAGAACAUGGACAAACUCUUUGCGGGCGGCAUGCACAACGAUCGCAAAGAGGGAUGGUUUUUGGGCACAUGUGCAGACUGGAUGGGAAGGCGGAAUAGGGAAGAUUUGGCUGGGACUGCUCUAUUGGCGCUGGGCAACUUGGCGCGCAAAGGUGAGCACAGUUGUGGGACACUCUUUUUUCGCGCAACGUCUGACCUCGCCCAACUCUCGCCCAGACGCCAAUUGCAUUGCGUUGGUCAAACAUUCCGCUUUGCUACCCACGCUCGUCUCCCACUUGCAGACAGCCGAGCCGGACAUCAAGGUCAUCUACGGCUGCGUCGGCCUGCUCAAGAACCUCUCCAUUCCUGCGCCCAACAAGUCAUUGCUGGGUGAUGCUGGACUUUUGGAACUAGUGGCUCCAUUCUUGGAUGCCAAAUACGACAAUGUUCAGCCUCUUCAAUUCGCCACUGUCGGGCUAUUGAAACACCUCUGCGCUGGCGGUCAGAUCCAAAAUGCCCUUAGACUCGUACUUGGCAAGUCGAAUGGGAGGAUGCCGUUGGGGAUUUUGUUGAGCGUGCUUGGCAGGACGGAAGAUGUGCCUACGCGCAUGGAAGGUACACGCAUCCUAGUCAACGCUAUCAAGACAUUGUGGCAAGCUCAGACUUCCGGUGAUGCUACCUCAGACUCGAAGCGCGCCGAAGCCAAAAGUCUGUUGUUGGGAAACGAAGCCGUUGUGACAGCCUUGUCAGAGAUGGUGCGAGCAAGUCACAAGUAUCCAGUGCUUGUCAACGAAGGCAUCUUUGCUUUGACACUGCUCUCAACAGAGCCUGCUGGAGGUGAGUCGAACCAGAACUCUGAUCUUUGAGAAUGUCUGCUGACGAGUGGUCGUGGCGUUCGCAGCCAUCGCGGUAGCCGAAGCGAUGCUUCGGAUAGGUGAAGUCCCAUCUCGUAAGGAUUCCGGCCAAUCCGCAUCCGCCAGCAUCUCCGACCUCUCCGCUUCCGAAGCCGGCACGUCCAGCGCAGCAGCCCCUGCCGAUGCGCACACUCAACAUCCCCAACGGCAAGAUACUCUGCAAGCGUAUCGGAAAAAAUCCUCCUCGGCAUCUUCCAGCACUGCUUCACCGCCCAGAUCCAUCGACAUGGUGUACUCUGUUCUAGCGCGCAGGGACGCUAGGAUGCCCCCCGCAUUCGCAGCCAACGCAUGCUCUCUGCUCGAAGCUAUUGCUGAACAAGCUCAAGCCGGACGGCAAAGAGAUUUGAUGGAGAAGAUUUCCAGGGAACUGUUACCUGCGCUCAGACACCUCAACGAGCAAGGCCCCUCUGAAGUCAUGCCACAGGCUGCGGCCACGCUUCGUGCCGUUCAACGUGCUCAAGAGCAGUAG